AUGGGCGGUGGUGGUGAUAUGAGGAGCAAGGCCUCCUACCCCGUGCUUGCUCACAAACCCGUCGGCGUUGCCAAGACCAGCAUCCUGAAGGACCGAAUUGAACCCUUCUACAAGUCUAGUCAGUAUGAGAAGGUGAAUUUGUUGGCCAAUCUAUACAAGGCAAGGUUUUCCGGCAGCCCCCACGUCAAGAUCUAUGUUUGGAGUGCCCCUGGCCAGGAUCGACCUACAUUCAAGGAGGCAACAUCACACGACUUCAAGGAAACUCACAUUGGUGCAUCCUUUGGUCCGUCAUGGACUACCCACUGGUUCCGGAUUCACUUGACCGUCCCAAAGGAAAUUCUCGACGAAGAGCUUUUGAUUCUGGAAUGGGACGCCAACAACGAGGGUCUCGUCUGGACCGAGGAUGGUGUGCCUCUCCAGGGCCUCACGGGCGGGGGUGAGCGCAUCGAGUGGAAUCUUCCCGACUCCUUCAGAGAUGGCAAGGAACACGUCAUCUACAUUGAAAUGGCUUGCAAUGGCAUGUUCGGAAAUGCCCCCGGCGGGAAGAGCAGCAUUGCACCUCCAGACGAGAACAGAUACUAUGGGUUGAACAAAGCCAAUAUCGCUGCGGUCAAUGUGCAAGCUCGCAUGCUGCACUUUGAUAUGUGGGAGCUUGGGGACGCUGCCCGAGAGCUUCCAGAAGACUCUGCCGAACAGAACCACGCCCUCUCCGUUGCCAUGAGGAUCAUCGACACGUUCCAGGUCAACAAUCAAGAUUCCAUCUUGAAGUGCAGGGAAAUUGCGAAAGAGAUCAUCGGACCGGAUGUUGACUCCCACAAAGUCUACGAGCACGGCAAGGAACCUGUCGUUUUCGGUAUUGGUCAUUGCCACAUUGAUAGCUGCUGGCUGUGGCCCUUUGCGGAAACAAAACGCAAAGUUGUCAGGUCCUGGUCCAGUCAAUGCGAUUUGAUGGACCGGUAUCCAGAGGCGCGGUUUGCCUGUUCCUCGGCUCAGCAGUUCAAGUGGUUGAAGCAACUCUACCCAAGUGCAUUUGAGCGUGUCAAACGCAAGGUCAACCAAGGACAGUUCCAUCCCAUUGGUGGGAGCUGGGUUGAGCAUGACACAAACAUGCCCAGUGGAGAGUCCCUUGUCAGACAAUUCUUGUACGGUCAGCGAUUCUUUGAGGCCGAGUUUGGCUCUCGCUGCCGCACCUUCUGGCUGCCAGACACUUUUGGAUAUUCCAGUCAAAUACCCCAAUUGUGUCGCCUGGCUGGCAUGGACCGUUUCAUGACCCAGAAACUGAGCUGGAACAAUAUCAAUACCUUUCCUCACACCACCUUUAUGUGGGUGAGCCCGGACGGAAGUCAGGUCAUGUGUCACAUGCCCCCAUCCGAAACAUACACCGCGGAAGCCGACUUUGGUGACUUGCGCCGCAGUAUCAGCAGGCACAAGACUAUGCGGGUCGACAGCUCAUCGUUGUUGGUGUUUGGCAAAGGCGACGGCGGCGGUGGUCCAACGUGGCAGCACUUUGAGAAGUUGCGUCGAUGCGCAGGCAUCAGCAACACAAUAGGGUCCAUUCCCAAACUCAAGCUCGGCCUGAGCGUUGACGACUUCUUUGAACGCCUGGCACCAAAGGCCAAGGAUUUUCCCACAUGGUACGGAGAGCUCUACUUUGAGCUCCACCGGGGAACAUAUACCACGCAGGCCAACAACAAGAUGUUCAAUCGCAGGGCCGAGGUUCUGCUGAGAGACGUCGAACAACUGGCAACGAUUGCUUCUGUCCAAGACUCGUCCUACAAGUACCCGAACAAGGAGAUUGACGGCAUGUGGGAGAACGUUUUGCUUUGCCAGUUCCAUGACUGUCUUCCCGGCAGCUCCAUUGAGAUGUGUUAUGACGAAUCCGACAAGUUCUACGCAGAGGUAUUCAAGACGGGGGAAAAGCUUCUCGGGGACCUGUACAACUCUUUUGGCGUGUCGUCUGCGUUGCCAAAUUCUGUCCACGAGUCCGUCGUUGUCAAUACCCUGCCUUGGCAUCGUAAAGAAAUUGUCGAGCUAUCUGAUUCUGAAGUCGGUGUGGCUUGUGGAGAUGGCCAAAUGCUGCCGAUUCGACGCUUUAAGAUGGAGGAGGACAAACCUGCAGUGACGGUGACCUCGAAUGGGGAGGUCUAUGUUUUGCAGAACGAACAACUCCGUGUGGUGGUCGAAAACGGCUGUAUCACGUCGUUGUACGAUCUCGCCAAUGAUCGCGAAGUCAUCGAGCAAGGUGGCCGGGCAAACAAGUUUGUCAUUUUUGAUGACAUUCCUCUGUUCUGGGAAGCCUGGGACGUGGAGGUCUAUCACCUCGAUACUCGCAAAGAGCUUCGGUAUGGCAAGACAAAGAUCCACGAAAAUAAGCCGCACCGCGUCACUCUGGUCACCGACAUCAAGAUCAGCGACCGGAGCUCCAUGAAAUCCUACAUCUCACUUGGGGCGGCCUUGAAGGGACAACAGUCUCAAGUUGAUUGCUCGGCCGAAGUUGAUUGGCAUGAAAACUCCAAGUUUCUCAAGGUUGAGUUCCCUGUCAAUAUAGUUAACACCGAGGCUUCGUACGAGACUGCAUACAGCAUCACCAAGCGACCUACGCACUACAACACCAGCUGGGACAUGGCCAAGUUCGAAGUCUGCUGUCACAAGUUUGCCGAUCUCUCGGAGCACAACUAUGGCGUCUCGAUUCUCAACGACAGCAAGUACGGUUUCGCCACAGCGGGCAAGAUGAUGCGUCUGUCACUUCUUCGCGCCCCCAAGGCCCCCGACGAGCACGCUGAUAUGGGGCAGCACAGCAUCCGUUGGGCCAUCUUUCCUCACAGCGGCGCCUUGUCUUCUGUUACUGUCAAGGCAGCUUAUGCUUUCAACAACCCGCUGAAGGCGCUGUCUGCUCCCCAGACGGUCAUUCAGUCCCUGUCAGAGGCACCGGUCAAGCUCGUUAACCGAGAUGAGUCUUCGUCGCUGAUUCUCGACACCAUCAAGCGAGGCCAUGACGACGACGACGUGAGUCUUCGUGAAGGCCUGCGGGUGAACAAGGGACAAAGCAUCAUCCUGCGUGUGUACGAGUCUCUGGGCGGCCAUAGCAGGGGCACCAUCAAGACGUCUUACAAUGUCAAGCGAGUGAACAAGGCAAGCCUCCUGGAGGACGAGUUGGAAGAGGUGGAAGUGAGUGAUGGCAAAUUUGAUAUCAAGCUGAGACCGUUUGAGGUGGCGACGUUCAAGCUCCAGCUGUAG
Molecule: messenger RNA, 3237 nt
Organism: Metarhizium album ARSEF 1941
Lineage: Eukaryota; Fungi; Ascomycota; Sordariomycetes; Hypocreales; Clavicipitaceae
Product: alpha-mannosidase
Exons: 3
Coding region: 1-3237 (1078 amino acids)
Biological process (GO): mannose metabolic process; oligosaccharide catabolic process
Cellular component (GO): fungal-type vacuole membrane
Molecular function (GO): carbohydrate binding; alpha-mannosidase activity
Source: RefSeq, a predicted model, not a curated record